AUGGCACUUGCCAAGGACAGAAUACCUCAUGACUCAAAAAUGGGCUUGGUUCAAGCCAACACACAUUAUGGAAAUGCUUUUGGAGGGCCAUCAGUUCAAAUUUCUGAGCUUUCCUCCUCUGUGCUUUAUGGGUUUGAAGAUCAUCACCACAAGAAACUAGUGUUUGAAGAAUUAGGUGACAACAAAAAUGUUUCAGUGAGCCAUUCCUCUUCACAUUCCAGUCCAAGCAGCACAAAUUCAACUGGAAUUGUGUAUCAUCAACAGGCUAUGAAUUACCAACAUGAGGAAGCUCAUUCUGUAAUUAACUUCAAAUCUGGGUAUCACAGUUACAUUCAUACUGGUGGAUCUGUACUUAGCUUCCAGCAAACUGAAAGGAUUAAUCCUCAAUCCUCUUAUCCAACAAUGUGUUACCAAGAUCAGUACACAAAUAUCUGGGAAGAAAAUUCGAGCCCUGCACCCCAGAGUCAGUUGAUCAAGUACCCACGCCUGCUGGGCAGUUUGAAUUGUAUCCAAACUGCUAGCAACCAUGGAUCAACGAGCAAAGACAACCACCAUGAGGACGAGCCAUUUGAGUGGCUCAACACCGACGCAGACGAUGUUGAUGAUGAUGAUGGCGCUCAGGAGCUCAGAUCAGGAGAACCAUCCCUCCAUAAGCGUAUCCAUAUGGGAGAGAGCAUGCAGCCUUUGAAGAAGCAGUGCACUACAGCUGCAACAAAGAAGCCCAAACCAAAGUCAACUCCAGCAAAGGAUCCACAAAGUAUUGCAGCCAAGAAUCGUAGAGAACGGAUCAGUGAACGGCUCAAGAUUCUGCAGGACCUCGUCCCCAAUGGUUCCAAGGUUGAUUUGGUUACCAUGUUAGAAAAAGCUAUUAAUUAUGUCAAGUUUCUCCAAUUGCAAGUGAAGGUAUUGGCAACUGAUGAAUUUUGGCCAGUGCAAGGUGGAAAAGCUCCUGAGCUUUCUCAAGUGAAAGAAGCCAUUGAUGCCGUCCUUACAUCUCAGAGAGACAGCAUUUCAAGCUCAAAGUGA
Messenger RNA from Ilex paraguariensis (yerba mate), 1026 nucleotides. The record is from the annotation of a GenBank genome assembly. Lineage: Eukaryota; Viridiplantae; Streptophyta; Magnoliopsida; Aquifoliales; Aquifoliaceae.